Molecule: messenger RNA, 2818 nt
Organism: Ictalurus furcatus (blue catfish)
Lineage: Eukaryota; Metazoa; Chordata; Actinopteri; Siluriformes; Ictaluridae
Gene: actr3b
Product: actin related protein 3B
Exons: 13
Coding region: 199-1455 (418 amino acids)
Cellular component (GO): actin cortical patch
Molecular function (GO): actin filament binding
Source: RefSeq, a predicted model, not a curated record
UCUGCGGUGGAGGAAACCUGACAAAUAUCCCUGCACAGAAGGGCAUGGGGGAUUAUUUUUGGCAGAUGCGGUGUGUUUCUAUUUUUGCGCUUUGCCUUUGACUCGGGAAGCAGUCAGUCUGAGAUGGAAAAAAGAGAAAAGAAACAGUGUGUGUGCCAUAAACCGGAGAUACAGCCAUCUCUGUAAAAGAGUCAGGACAUGGCAGUGCCUUUACCUCCAUGUGUCAUCGACUUUGGGACUGGCUACACGAAGAUCGGUUAUGCUGGAAACACUGAGCCGCAGUUUAUCAUGCCGUCCUGCAUUGCGAUCAGAGAGACAGCUGGAGUUGGAGACCAGGCUCAGAGACGCCUCGUGAAGGGAGUGGAUGAUCUGGAUUUCUUCAUCGGUGAUGAAGCACUCGACAAGCCCAACUAUGCAACCAAGUGGCCCAUCAGGCAUGGCAUCGUCGAGGACUGGGAUCUGAUGGAGAAGUUUAUGGAGCAGGUCAUUUUUAAAUACCUCAGAGCCGAGCCAGAAGAUCACAACUUCCUCGUGACAGAGCCUCCUCUGAACACACCGGAGAACAGAGAAUAUUUAGCCGAGAUCAUGUUUGAAACGUUCAACGUUCCAGGCCUUUACAUCGCCGUCCAGGCUGUUCUGGCUCUAGCAGCCUCGUGGACGUCCAGGCAGGUUGGAGAGCGAACGCUAACAGGAAUCGUCAUUGACAGUGGAGAUGGAGUCACGCAUGCGAUACCUGUGGCAGAGGGCUACGUGAUUGGGAGCUGUAUAAAGCACAUCCCUAUAGCAGGCCGAGACAUCACCUACUUCAUCCAGCAGCUCCUCAGAGACAGAGAGGUCGGGAUUCCUCCAGAACAGUCUCUGGAGACCGCAAAGGCAAUCAAGGAGAGGUUCUGCUACAUCUGCCCAGACAUUGUAAAAGAGUUCAUGAAGUACGACACAGACCCAGCGAAAUGGAUAAAGAAAUAUAAAGGCAUCAAUGCCGUCAACAAAAAUGAGUUUCAGAUAGAUGUGGGAUAUGAACGCUUUCUUGGACCAGAGAUUUUCUUCCAUCCAGAGUUUGCCAACCCGGACUUCAUGGAGCCCAUUUCAGAUAUCAUAGAUGAGGUCAUUCAAAGCUGUCCGAUAGAUGUGAGAAGGCCUCUUUACAAGAAUAUAGUGCUCUCUGGAGGAUCCACUAUGUUCAGGGACUUUGGUCGACGGCUACAAAGGGAUCUGAAGCGUGUAGUCGAUGCCAGACUCCGACUCAGUGAGGAGCUAAGUGGAGGCCGGAUAAAGCCUAAACCAAUUGAGGUACAGGUGAUCACGCAUCAUAUGCAGAGAUAUGCUGUCUGGUUCGGAGGGUCCAUGUUGGCUUCCACGCCCGAGUUCUUCCAUGUGUGUCACACAAAGAAAGACUACGAAGAGCACGGCCCCAGUAUCUGUCGACAUAAUCCAGUGUUCGGUAUCAUGUCCUAACGCUGGACUGCGACUGUAGAUGCAGUCCUGGAUUCAGUGCUGUGAUCAUCACUCUACUUAUAUAAAAGCAGAAAUGAUUUAGUGUGAGAUCAAAAAGGGAAUAUACUGUAGAACCAACAGGGAUUUCACAUUCAUCACUAAAAAUAUAGACAAGAAGUUCUGUCUUCUUCAGAUUCCUGCACUUGCUGCACCGCACAGGAUCCAUGUAAGAGAAGCCAUACACGAUGACUGUUUCCUCUGCGUCAAGCUCACUUUUGUGUGAUAUUUUAAAUGAAAUUUUAAGGAUGAUUUGAUUUAGUCACUUUGCACAUGGCUUGAAGCUUGUUGUGAAGACCGUGUACAUACAAUAGACACUUCUGUAUUAUGUGAGUAUUUGAAAAUCGGUUUAUAUUUGUAACAGAGGUCAUUGUUUAUGAGACAUGGACAGGAUAAAUAGUCACAUUAAACAAUGCAUAGGUGUGAAAUUAUAUAUUUACAGAAGAAAUGGAAGGACAGGAAGGGGAAGUGAUAUUUAUACAAUGUUGAACUAUUUCAGUACAUUUAGAAAUGUAUAAACAAUAAAAUUAAAAAUAAUAAUAAGUUUUGUGUUUUUUUAUAGCGCCUUUCUACGCACUCAAGGUCACUUUACAAUUAGAAAGCACUUAUAACACAGCAAUGAAUCCUGUUUUUACCCUCAAAUGUACGCUGUUUAAUUAUUUAGUUGAACAGUGGUCUGUGUAGAAGCAAUAUGGAUCUCAUUUUAAGCAAAGAUUAAAGGAGAACUCCGCUGUUCAAACCAGAGCGAAAAUCUUUAAUCUACAAAAUUGAUCUGUUUCUAAUUUAUUGCCUUACUCUCUCACUCUCACUCUCACUCUCUCUCUCUCUCUCCCUCUCACUCUCUCUCUCUCCCUCUCACUCUCUCUCUCCCUCUCACUCUCUCUCUCUCUCUCACUCUCUCCCUCUCACUUUUUCUCUCUCUCAGACACAUCCAUUUUCAGAACUGUGACUAACCCUGCUCCUGAAAUGAUUUUCAAUAGAGAACCCUGACUAUGAGUGGUUAUGUGGUUAAGGUUUGGGUGGUUGUGGAUCAGGUGGUAAAGCCACUAAUCGUAGGGUUGGAGGUUCGAUACCUGGCCCACGUGACAUACCGAAGUGUCCUUGGGCAAGACACUGAACCCCGAGUUGCUCCCGAUGGCAAGUUAGCGCCUUGUAUGGCAGCUCUGCUAAUAUUGGUGUGUGAGUAUGUCUGAAUGAGACACCGUGUAAAGCUCCAGAGCAGUACACAUAUACACGUUAUGUAUUAGAAUGGUAUUUUCAUGUAUGGUUGUCUUUAUGGUAACAGAAGAUAAGGCGUAACCCUUGUACAAUAGAGAGCAGCCUGCUA